Messenger RNA from Rangifer tarandus platyrhynchus (Svalbard reindeer), 945 nucleotides. The record is from the annotation of a GenBank genome assembly. Lineage: Eukaryota; Metazoa; Chordata; Mammalia; Artiodactyla; Cervidae.
AUGGGGCUCCUGGACUCGGAGCCGGGCAGCGUCCUGAACGCGGUGUCCACGGCGCUCAACGACACCGUGGAGUUCUACCGCUGGACCUUGUCCAUCACAGAUAAACGCGUCGAGAACUGGCCCCUGAUGCAGUCCCCACUGCCGACGCUCUGCAUAAGCACCCUGUACCUCCUCUUCGUGUGGCUGGGUCCCAAAUGGAUGAAGGACCGAGAGCCUUUCCAGAUGCGUUUAGUGCUCAUUCUCUAUAAUUUUGGGAUGGUUUUGCUUAACCUUUUUAUCUUCAGAGAGUUAUUCAUGGGAUCAUAUAAUGCAGGAUAUAGCUAUAUUUGCCAGACUGUGGAUUAUUCUGAUAACGUUCAUGAAGUCAGGAUAGCUGCUGCUCUGUGGUGGUACUUUAUAUCUAAAGGAAUCGAGUAUUUGGACACGGUGUUUUUUAUCCUGAGGAAGAAAAACAACCAAGUCUCUUUUCUUCACGUGUAUCAUCACUGCACCAUGUUCACCUUGUGGUGGAUCGGAAUUAAGUGGGUCCCAGGAGGACAGGCAUUUUUUGGAGCCCAGAUGAAUUCCUUCAUCCAUGUGAUUAUGUACUCAUACUACGGGUUAGCUGCCUUCGGCCCGUGGAUUCAGAAAUAUCUCUGGUGGAAACGAUACCUGACCAUGCUGCAGCUGGUUCAGUUCCACGUGACCAUCGGGCACACAGCACUGUCACUGUACACUGACUGCCCCUUCCCCAAGUGGAUGCACUGGGCUCUCAUCGCCUACGCCAUCAGCUUCAUAUUCCUCUUCCUUAACUUCUAUGUGCGGACGUACAAAGAGCCCAAGAAAGCAAGACCUGGAAAAACAGCGGCGAAUGGUAUUUCAGCGAAUGGUGUGAACAAAUCCGAAAACCACCUAGUGGUAGAAAAUGGCAAGAAGCAGAAAAAUGGAAAAGCAAAAGGAGAGUAA